Trichosporon asahii var. asahii CBS 2479 is the source of this 360-nucleotide messenger RNA. RefSeq lists its product as uncharacterized. The transcript has a single exon. NCBI's taxonomy places the organism in Eukaryota, Fungi, Basidiomycota, Tremellomycetes, Trichosporonales, Trichosporonaceae. The coding region runs from base 1 to 360 and encodes 119 amino acids. The record is from RefSeq and is a predicted model, not a curated record.
AUGCACUUCGUACAAGCCGUCCCCACCGAGUCCCUGGGCUCCCUCGUUGACGCCCUGAACGCAUUCAUCAAGGACGUAUCGAAUCCAUACGAUUACGCGCUCAUCGCGGCGCAGUACCGCGACUCGGCACCCUGCGGCGGCGGCAACCCAGACAAGGGCAAGUACCGUUGGGAGCAGUUUCAGACCUUUGUCGGCAACCCGCGGUGCGAAUGGCGACCAGCACCCGAGGAGAUUGGCAAGCCGCUGCCGUGUGUCGAGGAGCCAAAGGUGCCGGAGGGGUGGCAGUGGGCGAUGUUCAACCGGACUGUUUUGGACAUUCAUGCCUACUGUCAGAACGGGUACGAGUGGCCGUCCAAGUGA